Molecule: messenger RNA, 924 nt
Organism: Papilio machaon (common yellow swallowtail)
Lineage: Eukaryota; Metazoa; Arthropoda; Insecta; Lepidoptera; Papilionidae
Exons: 1
Coding region: 1-924 (307 amino acids)
Source: RefSeq, a predicted model, not a curated record
AUGUACAGGCAGGUGAAGGUGGCCAAUGAAGACACAGAUUUUCAGCGCAUUUACUGGCGUGAGAAUCCAGAUGCUGAACUUCAGCAUCUCCGUCAUUUGAGAGUGACAUUUGGUACUUCUUCCGCUCCCUACCUAGCCGUUCGGUCGCUUCAACAGUUAGCUUAUGAUGAGGGUUCAGAUUUUCCAUUAAUAAAAGAUAAGGUGUUGUCUGAAUUUUACAUGGAUGAUCUUAUGUCUGGAUGUGAAGGUACUGAAGAUGGCGUGAAGAUCUACAAACAAUUGACAGAAAUGUUAAGGCGUGGUGGGUUCCAACUUCAGAAGUGGUCAAGCAAUAGUUCUAGCCUAAUGAAUUUAAUAAAGGAAGGUCAAGAUGUGAACGAUGUUAGAGAAAUCAAACUAGAUGAAAUUUCAAAAAUUUUAGGAUUAACAUGGAAUAAAGUAACUGAUGAAUUUGAAUAUACUGUCAACCUUCCUCCGCUGGAAACCCCAGUAACAAAACGUAAGGUUAUCUCGGAUAUAGCCCGACUGUUUGAUCCCCUUGGCUUUUUGGCUCCAGUCAUAACGACUGCCAAGAUCUUUAUACAGCGGUUGUGGUUAUGUGGCAUUGGAUGGGAUGAACAACUGCCAGCUUCUUUGCUUAUAGACUGGUUGGAGUAUCGAAGAGAUCUUUGUAACCUUACUAACUUUCAUAUACCUCGUUGGAUUGAAAGUAGUAGCGAAGAUCAAAUAAUGGAAUUGCACGGGUUUUCAGAUGCAUCCAAUUUAGCGUACGCCGCUGUAGUUUAUGCACGAGUUGUAGAUAGCGAGGGCAAUGUUCACACUAAUUUAGUAGCUUCUAAAACAAAAAUUGCUCCUAUUAAGACGCUAUCUAUUCCUCGUUUGGAAUUGUGUGGAGCUGUGUUAUGUGCGAAGCUUCUUCAUUAA